AUGAAUUUUGCAGAAAUUUGUGUUAAUACUCGUAUUGCAAAAGUUGGUGAUGAUUAUAUCUUAAAUUAUAAUUUAAAAAGUUUUUCGGAUGAUGCAUUAAUACACAAUGAUGACGGAAGUGUUUCAUUAAAGGAAAUAUCAGACAAUGAAAAUGAAGAUUAUAACGAACCAUUGGAAAAAAUAAAAUUUUUGUCUAUGCCAAUAACAAUUACAAAUCCAUUUGCCAAUUUAUAUGAAAAUCUUGAAUACUUGGUUAAUAAAUUUCAAAAAAAAAAUAAUUGA
Molecule: messenger RNA, 282 nt
Organism: Strongyloides ratti
Lineage: Eukaryota; Metazoa; Nematoda; Chromadorea; Rhabditida; Strongyloididae
Exons: 2
Coding region: 1-282 (93 amino acids)
Source: RefSeq, a predicted model, not a curated record